AAAUCUCCAUUCCGAUCAUUCCCACUUAUCAUUUUCCCGCACCAUUUCUCAAUUUCCAUUCCCAAAACCAUGCCCGAUUCCCUUCGGGUCCACGCCCGACGACUCGACUACAAACGCCUGUUCCCGUCCUUGCUCUCCUCGCACCAAACAUUCCUCACCCUCAUCUGGACUGCCGGAUUCAUCCUCGUCGCCCUUUGGCAAAAAACCGCCGUCGAUCGCCUCUUAACCUACCACGACCAGCGCUUCUUCCCGCCCCCUCGCCCUAUUCCCAAGCUAAGACGUCUGGCGUUCAACCUCGCCGACUUCGGUGCUGUCGGCGAUGGCGUCUACUUGAACACUAUGGCCUUCGAGAGGGCAGUCUCGGAAAUUCGCAAGCGAGGCGGCGGCCAGCUGAAUGUUGGGCCUGGUCUUUGGCUCACUGCUCCUUUCAAUCUCACUAGCCACAUGACAUUGUUCCUUGCUGAGAAUGCUGUUAUUCUUGGAAUUGACGAUGAGAAUUAUUGGCCUCUGAUGCCUCCAUUGCCGUCCUAUGGAUAUGGAAGAGAACGUCCUGGACCUCGUUAUGGAAGUUUAAUCCAUGGCCAGAAUCUGAAGGAUGUUGUGAUUACAGGGCACAAUGGUACCAUCAAUGGACAAGGUAAAGCGUGGUGGGAGAAGUAUAGGAAGAAUCGGUUAAAUCACACCAGAGGCCCCCUUGUGCAGAUUAUGUGGUCAAGGGAUAUUGUGAUUUCUCACAUUACCUUGCGAGAUUCUCCAUUCUGGACACUUCACCCUUAUGAUUGUCAAAAUGUGACGAUCAGAAAUGUAACUAUUUUGGCUCCAUCUUCUGAAGCCCCAAAUACUGAUGGAAUAGAUCCUGAUUCAUGUGAAAAUAUGAUCAUAGAGGACAGUUAUAUAAGUGUUGGAGAUGAUGGAAUUGCAGUAAAGAGUGGCUGGGAUCAGUACGGAAUUGCUUAUGGUCGGCCUUCCACCAAUAUUGUCAUUCGUAAUCUCAUUGUCCGUUCCAUGAUAAGUGCAGGAGUAUCAAUUGGCAGCGAAAUGUCUGGUGGAGUCUCAAAUAUAACAGUGGAGAAUCUCCUGGUAUGGAACUCUAAAAGGGGUAUAAGGAUUAAGACCAGUGCUGGUAGGGGAGGAUAUGUUCGAAAUAUAUCCUACCAGAACCUGACAUUUGAAAAUGUGCGGGUGGGUAUUGUGAUAAAAACUGAUUACAAUGAGCAUCCAGAUGAAGGCUUUGAUCCAAAUGCCCUUCCAGUUAUUGAAGACAUAAGCUUCACCUCCAUACAUGGACAGGGAAUUCGUAUUCCAGUUCGCAUAUAUGGGAGCCGAGAAAUUCCUGUGCGGAAUGUCACUUUUAGGGGCAUGUUAGUUGGGAUAACAUACAAGAAGAAGCAUAUAUUCCAGUGCUCUUAUGUUCAUGGCCGUGCAAUCGGAAAGAUCUUCCCUGUCCCAUGUGAGAAUCUUGAUGUGUAUGAUGAAAUGGAACGUCUGGUCAGAUUAGGAACAGCACAAAACAGCACAGAUACGGAUUAUGAUGCUUGACAAGGUGAAAGAGCCCAUCCAUGAAGUACUGUUGGCAAGUCCAUAUCAUUCUUCCACGUCUACAAUUUUUUAAAGCUCAGCAGUUCGAAGGUCAACAUGCUUGGAGUGCUGAAUCUACAGGCUUCAUGAAUGAUAAAGAUCUACAACUGCAUUCUUUUGUCCAAGAGGUAUUGGCUGUUGAUAUAAUGCAGAGCGAAUAUCAUGGUUAAUGAUGAAAGAAACAAGCGACUCGGUUCUUCAAAUGUUGUCAUGCUUGUUGAGUACCAUAUGCAUUCGUUCGUUCAGCUGGUGGUGGUAUUUAAAAUGCAGCAUGUUGAAAAGACCUGUAACCCGUGCAGGUGGCUUAGAUAGUGAACUCAAGCGGGAGGAGACGAUGCCCUUUCACGCGCAGAACAAAAUACUACUGACACCCUGGUAACACACCGAAGGGCUAUUACUCUUAACCUUGAAAAUAUGACGUUAGAUGAUAUGGUUGUGCUACCUAGCAAAUGUAUGCCUCUGUUCAAAGCCUGUCUCUACCAUGCCCCCAAGGCGAGCUUUCCACGGGCCCAUGGUUGUAUUUAGUCAAUUAUUUACAUCCGAAAGAGUAGUGUUCUUUUGGUUUAUUCAUGAAAAAUAGUCUGCAUUGAGUAUCAGAUGAUACAAGGAGACACAUUCUGCAAUUAGAUGUUACAAACGUGCAAAAAUGGUUUAAAUUCGCUUUAAA
Messenger RNA from Coffea eugenioides, 2245 nucleotides. Its product is annotated as probable polygalacturonase. The transcript is spliced from 5 exons. Gene Ontology annotation, molecular function: polygalacturonase activity. The record is from RefSeq and is a predicted model, not a curated record. NCBI's taxonomy places the organism in Eukaryota, Viridiplantae, Streptophyta, Magnoliopsida, Gentianales, Rubiaceae. The coding region runs from base 70 to 1539 and encodes 489 amino acids. Gene Ontology annotation, biological process: carbohydrate metabolic process.